This is a messenger RNA of Colias croceus (clouded yellow), 1206 nucleotides long. RefSeq lists its product as uncharacterized. The coding region runs from base 162 to 845 and encodes 227 amino acids. The record is from RefSeq and is a predicted model, not a curated record. NCBI's taxonomy places the organism in Eukaryota, Metazoa, Arthropoda, Insecta, Lepidoptera, Pieridae. The transcript has a single exon.
UUAUUAUUUAUUAGCUAUCUGUGAGAUUGUUGGUCGUUUAUUGGUGUUAUUUAUGUUUUUUACCACAUUUAUUUAUAUUUGACCAUUUUAUUUUAAUUCCUUUAGUUUCGUUCAAACUCAUACUAUGAUUCUUUGGAUACCUCUCUCAGUGAACAAUCAAUAUGGGUGACCUGAGUGCCUCUGAUUGUUCCUGGAAGAAAAUGGUCUUGUCGAAGUCCGAAAAUAAAUGGAGUUCUAUGAUAAAAUCUGAAUCAAUAAGAGUUGAACAGACGAUGAACACUAACAGUUUCUCUUUAAACGACGAUGCGUGUAAUUUUCCUGCUGUAAAAGUAGAGAGAGAUGACAAUACUUCAAUGGAAAACUAUAAAUUUGUCAUUGAAGAAGAUGCCUCUGUAAGCACUGAAGAUGAUCCCUUGAUGACCGAUAAUUCGGACAUUACUACUGAAGCCAAGUCGGUGCGGGUUGGUAGACGAAUUUCAGGCCCUAAAAAUGAGACUCCUGAAGAGCGUACAGCUCGUCUAGCCAGGAUGUCGGCAUAUGCUGCUCGUAGACUUGCAAAUGAAACUCCAGAGCAACGGGCCGUGCGUCUCAAACGCAUGUCAGAAUAUGCAGCUAAGCGCCUUGCAACAGAGUCGAGUGACCAGAGAGCUAAAAGAUUGGCAAGAAUGUCUGCUUAUGCGGCCCGCAGACUUGCUAAUGAGACAACUGAGCAAAGAGAAGCUAGACUAGCUAGAAUGUCUGCUUAUGCUGCUCGGAGACAAGCCAUGAAGAAAGCUACAGCUGCUAUUAAAAAUAAUAUAUCCAAUCUUUCUGAUUCUGUUUAUGAAGGAUCUAACCAGAGUUAAUAUUAUUACACAAGAACCCAAUCCAUUUAAUAAUAGCAUAAAAUUAUUUUUUUAUACAUACAUGGAUUUGAUUUAUAUAUAGAAUUUUUAUGGACUUAGAGAGUUGGUCAUAGGCCAUAGGGCAUAAUAUAUACACAUUCUGUUUAACCAUGAUAUAUAUUAUUGAUAUGGACUAUUUAUAAGCAGAGAAUAUUUUUGUGUAAUUUGUUAAUUUAAUAUUUACAAGGCUACCAACCGCUAAGCAAUAAUACCACUAUUUUUACCUGCAAUACAUUUUUAUAACCAAGUCUUAAAUAUAAAUAAAUGCAAUAAAUAUAUAAUUAAAUUUAAAUUUUGAUAGUUGGUUGCCUUACAUAAUAAU